This is a messenger RNA of Pecten maximus, 1204 nucleotides long. RefSeq lists its product as uncharacterized. The record is from RefSeq and is a predicted model, not a curated record. Bases 465 to 845 code for a protein of 126 amino acids. The transcript is spliced from 2 exons. NCBI's taxonomy places the organism in Eukaryota, Metazoa, Mollusca, Bivalvia, Pectinida, Pectinidae.
GCUGUGUGCCGCCACGCUUCCACAACCAAAUUCACUUGAUCCGCCACGCAUGUAAUUGUUACCUAACACCCCUAUUUUAUAUCGAUUUCAAGCAGAAAACUGACCCGUUUCUAUAGCGUCCGAUACUCAUUACCUAUGGCCCCUGGUUUUACAGGUGAACUAGGCCUAAUUGACGACUUGCGAUUUCGGUAAGGUGCCUCACCGUUAUGUUUUGAUACGGUCGACUGAUCUCUUGAUCACACCUAUCGAUGGUAAUAAUUAAUCAAUAGUAGAAGAUGUACUGUUCUGACCAUGGGAACAGAUGUGAUUGUAUGGUUUCAGUCGAUCGGGACAUCAGAGAAAUUUAUUAAUGUUACCAUCAUCGACAUCGGAAAAACCGACGGUCCGACAAGGUUUUUUUUCACAAGAAUUAAUAUUGAGCUGGGAUAAACAGACUGAUACUAUCAAUACCUAAUUAUAAGCCGAUGUUUGAUAAGCAUGGAUUCAUUUUUGAAAACUUCACGGCAAUGUCACUUUGCAACACCAAAUCUGAACGACAUGCGAUCGCCACACCGGCAGCCAACAGACUGAAAUCUUUCAUACAUCGCGCAAGCCACGGCUACAGAAAUGCGCACGGAUUGUGUAUGAAGAUGACGAAGCAGGAACGCGCUCUCUCAGAGGACUUUGAACUCUCUGAUGAUGGUGUCUACCAAGGGAGUUUCCUACAAGAAAGCUGCUUCUCUCUGGAAGGGACUGUGCAACAGCAGAAUUUCCAUGUCAUUUGGAGAGACAAAGUGUGUUUGGCUUCCAUUGUUCAUAAUGAAGACUAUUUUCAGGAGAAAAUUAUAGUGACUGUGUUGAAUUGAUCUCUUAAUUGAAAUUAUAUUGUGGCUUGUGCAUUGCUUUAAAUACUUUAAAUAUUCUGAUAUUAUGUCCAGUAAAAGUUACUAUUUAGUUUGAUUUGUAGAUGCUGUAUCAUAGAUAUAAUAGUUGCUAUUAAUAUGUUCACUGAUAAUAUGAUCAUGCAAUUUGUUAAAUUUAUAAUUGAAAUGUUUUAAUUUAUGAUACUUGACAUUGCAUUAUGAUCUUGAUGUGAAUGUUUAUCAUAUUUAUAACAGUAAAAGAUGCUAUUUGAAUUUGUUUUAUUCAAUGUUGUUAUAUUGAAGAACAGCAAGUUGGAGUUGAGGUUGAAAUGGUUCUGUGAAAAUAAAUUGAUGAUUAUCAA